Messenger RNA from Orbicella faveolata, 2762 nucleotides. RefSeq names its product elongator complex protein 3. Gene Ontology annotation, biological process: tRNA wobble base 5-methoxycarbonylmethyl-2-thiouridinylation. Gene Ontology annotation, molecular function: iron-sulfur cluster binding; acyltransferase activity, transferring groups other than amino-acyl groups. The record is from RefSeq and is a predicted model, not a curated record. Lineage: Eukaryota; Metazoa; Cnidaria; Anthozoa; Scleractinia; Merulinidae. Gene Ontology annotation, cellular component: cytoplasm; nucleus; elongator holoenzyme complex.
UUAUUAGAACCUAAAGUAGAUUCAUUUUCCACAAUUCGGCAAUUCUGUUUCUUGUGAUUAUGUUGUACGCGGUAAAGGGUUGGGGUUGGGGGCAAAAAUUGACAUAAAGAGUUUGAGCCGAAAAUAGCAUGAAAGACACAAAGACAGCCCUCUGUUGAGGUGAGUGAAGUUUAUUUGAACUCAAAUAGAUUUAUCUUAGUGUAUUUAGGCCCAAAGUGAAUUUCCCUUACAAAUUUCUAUUGAGCGUUCGUUGCGUUACAUUUUUCGGUCGAGGACUGGUACUUUGAAUGACACAAUAGAGAUUGGUACAUGAAGUAAUUAAUAACAAAAGUCGCUGGCGUAGAAAUCCAGAUUGCAUCAGGCUACACUUAAAAGAGGACAAACUGUAAACGAAAUCUUUUAUAAAUAGUGAAAAUAGUGAUGGGAAAGAACCGAAAGAAAGUGAACCCCAGUGCUUCAAGAGCUGAACUGAUGAUGAUGACAGUAUCAGACAUAGUGAGUCAACUGAUUACGGCACACGAGAAAGGAAGUGAUCUCAAUCUCAACAAAAUAAAAGGACAAGCAGCCAGUAAGUAUGGACUGACAUCACAACCAAGACUGGUUGAUAUCAUAGCUGCUGUACCUCCUGCUUAUAAGAAGGUAUUACUGCCAAAGUUAAAAGCCAAGCCAGUGAGAACAGCUUCUGGAAUUGCUGUUGUUGCUGUUAUGUGUAAACCUCACAGAUGUCCACAUAUUAACAUGACUGGCAAUAUUUGUGUGUAUUGCCCAGGAGGCCCAGACUCUGAUUUUGAGUACUCUACACAGUCCUACACUGGAUAUGAACCCACAUCAAUGAGAGCAAUCCGAGCAAGGUACAAUCCUUAUUUGCAAACAAGACAUAGAAUUGAUCAGCUUAAACAACUGGGUCACAAUGUGGAUAAGGUUGAGUUCAUUGUAAUGGGAGGCACAUUUAUGUGUCUGGAUGAAAGCUACAGGGAUUUCUUCAUCAGGAAUCUUCAUGAUGCACUCUCAGGUCACACAAGUAACAAUGUGACUGAAGCUGUCAAAUAUUCAGAGAGAAGCAAGACAAAGUGCAUAGGAAUCACUAUUGAAACUCGACCGGACUACUGCUUGAAAAAACAUUUAAGUUCCAUGCUGAUGUAUGGCUGCACUCGUCUGGAGAUUGGUGUACAAAGUGUGUAUGAGGAUGUAGCAAGAGAUACUAACAGAGGCCACACUGUCAGAGCAGUGAGUGAGUCAUUCCACAUGUCUAAAGAUGCAGGCUUUAAGGUUGUAUCACACAUGAUGCCAGAUUUGCCAAAUGUGGGAUUAGAAAGAGACAUUGAACAGUUCAUUGAAUUCUUUGAAAAUCCUGCAUUUCGUGCAGACGGGUUGAAAAUUUACCCAACUUUAGUGAUCCGUGGUACAGGUUUGUAUGAGCUGUGGAAGACUGGGCGCUACAAGAGCUAUCCUCCCAAUACACUGGUGGACUUGAUCGCCAGGAUUCUCGCAUUAGUGCCACCCUGGACACGAGUUUACAGAGUUCAAAGGGAUAUCCCCAUGCCCUUGGUUAGUUCUGGCGUGGAACACGGUAACUUAAGAGAACUUGCUCUAGCACGUAUGAAAGACCUAGGAACACAGUGCCGUGAUGUUCGCACACGCGAGGUUGGAAUACAGGAGAUUCAUCAUAAAGUUCGACCUUUUGAGAUUGAGCUCAUUCGUCGUGAUUAUGUCGCAAAUGGUGGAUGGGAGACGUUUCUGUCUUAUGAAGAUCCCGAGCAAGAUAUCCUCGUGGGUUUAUUAAGAUUAAGGAAGUGUUCAGAGGCUUCCUUCAGACCUGAGCUUAAAGGAGGCUGUUCAGUUGUCAGAGAACUUCAUGUUUACGGCAGUGUGGUUCCUGUCAGUGCUCGCGAUCCAUUUAAAUUCCAGCAUCAAGGUUUUGGAAUGCUGUUAAUGGAGGAAGCAGAGAGAAUCGCGCGGGAUGAACAUGGAUCCAUAAAAAUCGCCGUUAUUUCAGGUGUUGGAACCAGGAAUUAUUAUCGUAAAAUUGGUUAUGAACUGGAAGGCCCUUAUAUGGUGAAGAGUUUAAUUCUGUGAUCCAAACAUCCUUCAACGUGUAAUGCCUGUAACUCGGACUUGUGUUGUGAAUACCGCAGACCAGUUCAGUUGCGGCAUAAGCUUUUGAUGAGCACCUGCUUAAAGGCCUGGUUACAUCACCUGCUGAUCAUAACGAUGUGUAAUCUGACAAAGCGUUCAUGAGGAAUAGUUCCAGCUGCCGCUGACAUUCUGAACAAUCUCGAGUUCAAUCAAUCCUUGUUUGCUAACAAGAACUUGAUUGGUCACCACCCUUGACCAAUGGGGCGUCUACAAGAAACUCGGCAGUUCUUACAAAGGAAGAAAAGUAUUGUGACUUUACUCACAGGAUAGGAUGAGAAACUGUACAAUGAAACAAUGGUAGACAUAUAGUGUCAGAUAGUCUGUGUGAAACGUUCUCAAGAACAGUAUCCAGAUAAACGAGUCUGCUUUCGGAAUUAUUACAUGGAUUGUAUUCGCGUCCCUGCGUGCAGAACAAACUCUACAGACUAAUUAAGAGCUUUCUUUUCUCUUGGCGGGAGGCUGAUAGGUUUCUCAGUUAGUCACCGGCGCAGAAACGGUUUGUAGACAAAAUUAGUUGCGGUAUUUCUGAUUCUCGCCAAAAGUGUAGGGAAACUUGUGGAUAUUUUUCUGUUAAAUAGAGUUAUUUACAAUGGUGCACAACAAGGUUUGUCUUGGUUCGCUAUGGA